UCACACUGCAGGCCUACUUGUUGUUCCUAGAGUAUUUAAAAGUAGAAUGGGAGGCAGAGCCUUCAGUUUUCAGGCCCCUCUUCUGUGGAACCAGCUUCCAGUUCGGAUUCACAGAGAACCUUCGCAGACAUAGUGUGACAUAGGGGGUCAUAUGAUUGUUGGGUUUUUCUCUGUAUGUAUCAUUGUAGGGUCUACCUUACAAUAUAAAGCGCCUUGAGGCGACUGUUGUUGUGAUUUUUAUGCAUCACUUUGUUUCACUAUUGUAAACAAACAAGAGCAAAGCGUUUUGUCAGAAGUGGAUUCGAAGCCACGCCUCCAGGUGAGACUGCGACCUGCACACAGGUGGGCUGAGAGCAGCUCGUCCUUCAUACACAGUGAUGUGAUGAUGAUGAUGAUGACGAGUGUUCAGCGUCUACGGAUGUAUUAACAAACUCCAGACCCGAGUCUUCCGGUUGUUAUUGAUAGGAUUCAUCGAUGAUCGCCCGGAUUAUUGGGAGCAGGCUGAGCUGAAACAUGCCGGGACGUGUCUGAGUGUCACGGGAUACUGAGUCAGCGAAGCUUUAAAUAGACUCGGUUUCGUUUCUGCUCUCAGUCCGACAGACCGACAGCAGAGACAGUUUCUCUUCUGGUCCCCUUUCAAAUCAAGACCCAACAACAAUGCGGAACCACAACACCAAGCAGACUUCCACAGGUACCGGCACGGCUCAGAAACCGGUCCUGCCUCAGGUCAGAUACCACCCCUCCAUCCAGACUCCAGAAGGCAUCACUGGAACCAGAACCUCCAGUAAAACCAGACCUGGUGCUGUGCGCCCCCUUCAGACUGGGACUGACUCCCGGGCAGAUCCAGGAACCAGCGGCGCCCAAAAAGCUGCCUCGGCUGUGAGACCUCCUCCUAAAGGACGACAGAAACAGGCACAGAAACCUGUGAAGGAGGCGGUUGCUGCUGAUCCAGAUCCUCCCCAGAAACCUUCCCCAGCAGCCCCUCCCAGACCCGAGCAGGUGCCCCUGGAUGUGGGCGUCCAUCUGGACAGGUGUGUGGUGGAGGAGGUGGAGGUCUUGACCCGCGGACAGAGAAACAACCCAGACUGGUUCGCCUGGAGGAAGAACCGGAUCACGGCCUCGGUGGCACACCGCAUCGCUCGCUCCGGCUUUGUUAACGGCAAGAGUAAAACUCCGCCCACCUCCUACCUGGCUGCUGUCACAGGUGAGGGGCCCAGAGUCCAGACCAGAGCCAUGAGCUGGGGGGUCCACAUGGAGGCUGAGGUCGUCCGCAGGUACCAGAGGCUGAAGUCCUCGGCGUUGGGCCGGCAGGUCUGCGUUCAGGACUGCGGCUUGUUCGUCGACCCCCGGAGGCCCUGGUUGGCUGCCAGUCCUGACGGCAUUGUGACGGACAGACGAAGCGGCCAUUGGCUGCUCUGUCUGGAGGUGAAGUGUCCCUACAAGCACAGACACAGACGGGUGGAGGACGCCUGCAGGGAGGACCCCGCCUUCUGUCUGCAGCUGCAUGAGGAGGCCACACGGGAGCGCGGAGGGGCUCCAGUGUACCGCCUGAAGACCUCGCACAGCUACUACACUCAGAUCCAGUGUCAGCUGGCGGUGACGGGGCUGCGGGACGCCGACCUCGUGGUCUUCACCCUGAAGGAGACGGCUGUGGUCCCGGUGACCUUUGACCCCGAGCUGUGGGAGGAGACGGUGUCCAAACUGGAGGUGUUUUACAGGGACGCUGUGCUGCCUCACGUCAGGCAGAAGAUGCAGCAGCGUGCAGCAGCUGCUGGGAUGCCGGAGCCGUAGAGGUCACUUCCUGCGGGAAGAGCUUUGUGGCCUGAAGCGUGUUCCACUGCAUGUGGGGUUUACCCGCAGUCACACCAGGUGGCGCUCUGAAAUGCUGACAGACACUGUCUUUAAUCAUGUGAUCGCCACAUGUUCGGUUCAUGCCGUCAUCAUCAAAGCAUGCUGGGAGAAAAGUGUCUCGCCCGGUAACCUUCCUGUUUGACCGCGAUGAGUCAUCAUGUGGAACCCACUCUUCAUUUUGAUAAACAUGAGUCACAUGACCUCCGCCCUGCAGGUAUCGAUUGUUAAAGUUGUGACCUCGCAGCAAAAAGAACAUGACUGAUGGUAUGAAACCACAAAAGAUCUGCUGAUAGAGCAGCUGUGAAACGGCGCCCCCCGCUGGCCCGUUUGUCAUUGGGUUGAA
This is a messenger RNA of Oreochromis niloticus (Nile tilapia), 2194 nucleotides long. RefSeq lists its product as uncharacterized. The record is from RefSeq and is a predicted model, not a curated record. The transcript is spliced from 5 exons. NCBI's taxonomy places the organism in Eukaryota, Metazoa, Chordata, Actinopteri, Cichliformes, Cichlidae. Bases 658 to 1791 code for a protein of 377 amino acids.